AUGUCCCGCCGCAAGAUCUCGUCAGAGUCCUUCAGCUCGCUGGGCUCGGACUGCCCGGAGACGAGCCCCGAGGAGGAGGGCGAGUGUCCCCUGUCCCGCCUCUGCUGGAACGGCAGCCGCAGCCCCCCCGGCCCCGCUGACAUCCCCUUCGCCGCCGCCGCCGCCGCUGCCAGCGCCGGGGCACGCCGCGCUCCGCGCCGCCGGCGGGUCAACCUGGACUCGCUGGGCGAGAGCAUCCGCCGGCUGACGGCCCCCGCGCCUCAGACCAUUCGGCAGACUCUUCAAAAGACACUGCAGUAUUUUGAGCAUCAAGUUAUUGGUUACAGAGAUGCAGAGAAGAAUUUUCACAAUAUAUCAAACAGAUGCUCCUAUACAGACUGCUCUGGCAAUGAAGAAACUGAAGAUGUCUCAGGAAUUCUCCAGUGUACGGCUAAUGUGCUUGGUCUGAAGUUUGAGGAAAUGCAGGAAAAGUUUGGGGAGGAAUUCUUCAAUAUCUGCUUUGACGAGAAUGAAAGAGUUCUUCGAGCUGUAGGUGGGACCCUUCAAGACUUCUUCAAUGGCUUUGAUGCUUUGCUGGAGCAUAUUAGAACUUCAUUUGGAAGACAGGCCACCCUGGAAUCUCCUUCUUUCCUAUGCAAAGAACUCCCAGAAGGCAAUCUCAUGCUUCAUUAUUUUCACCCGCAUCAGAUUGUGGGAUUUGCAAUGACAGGAAUGAUAAAAGCGGCAGCAAAGAAGAUUUACCGCUUGGAAGUGGAAGUAGAACAGGUCACAAACGAUAAGUUGUGUUCAGAGGGGACAAACCCAGGUAACUGCAGUUGUUUGACUUUCCUUAUCAAAGAACAUGAAAAUGCAAAUACCACAAAAGCACUUCCACCAGGAACUUCCCAGUCCCCCUUAGACCUGAGGAUUAGUAUCAGCACCUUCUGCAGAGCUUUCCCCUUUCACCUGAUGUUUGAUCCAAACAUGCUGGUUCUCCAGCUUGGAGAAGGUCUUAGGAAGCAGCUGAGAUGUGACACUCAUAAAACGCUGAAAUUCCAAGAGUGCUUUGACAUAGUCUCUCCUAAAAUCAGUGCCACAUUUGAACGAGUUCUCCUGAGGUUAUCUACACCCUUUGUCAUCCGGACCAAACUUGAGGAUUCUGAUUCUGAAAGUAAAGAUAAGGUGAUGGAAAUUAAAGGACAAAUGAUUCAUGUGCCAGAAUCAAACUCUAUAUUGUUUCUGGGUUCCCCCUGUGUGGACAAGCUGGAUGAGCUGAUGGGCCGAGGCCUCCAUCUCUCGGACAUACCUAUCCAUGAUGCUACUCGUGAUGUCAUACUGGUUGGGGAGCAAGCAAAGGCACAGGAUGGCUUGAAAAAACGAAUGGAUAAGCUGAAGGCAACGCUAGAAUGUACGCACCAAGCUCUGGAAGAGGAGAAAAAGAAGACAGUAGAUCUCCUUAUUUCUAUUUUCCCCGAAGAGGUGGCUCAGCAGUUGUGGCAGGGGCAGCAGGUUCAGGCCAGGAAGUUCGAUGAUGUGACCAUGCUCUUCUCGGACAUUGUUGGCUUCACUGCCAUCUGUGCCCAGUGCACGCCCAUGCAGGUCAUCAGCAUGCUCAACGAGCUCUACACGCGCUUCGACCACCAGUGUGGAUUCCUUGACAUCUACAAGGUGGAAACAAUAGGUGAUGCGUACUGCGUUGCAGCAGGGCUCCAUAAGAAAAGCCUUAGUCAUGCCAAAGCCAUUGCCCUGAUGGCACUGAAGAUGAUGGAGCUUUCAGAAGAGGUUCUUACUCCAGAUGGAAGCCCGAUUAAGAUGAGGAUAGGCAUUCACUCAGGUUCGGUGCUGGCCGGCGUCGUCGGUGUGAGAAUGCCGCGCUAUUGCCUCUUUGGGAACAACGUCACCCUGGCGAGCAAGUUCGAGUCAGGGAGUCACCCACGCCGCAUCAACGUCAGUCCCACCACGUACCAGCUUUUGAAAAAGGAAGAAAAUUUUAUUUUUAUCCCUCGUUCCCGUGAAGAGCUUCCAGAAAACUUUCCAAAGGAAAUUCCUGGGAUCUGUUACUUCCUGGAGGUCAGAAGUGGUCAGAAGCCGCCAAAACCUUCCGUCCCAUCUGCCAGAGUGAGAAAGGUGUCUUACAACAUCGGCACCAUGUUCCUCCGGGAGACCAGCCUAUGAGGCCUGCUGCAGAUCAAAGACUUGUCAAAAAAGCACAAGCCCAGAACUGGGUCAUGACAGGGGAGUUGGAGGUUCUUUGUGUUUCACUGCCGCCUUCUGAGCAGGCAGUAAAAGCUCCAUGUAAUGUCAGGCAAUAAUCAUUUCAAAAGGUGGGUAACUGCUGUCGGGAAACAAAGUGGAGAUAGGGAAAAAAUAUUAAACAAUGUACUUCCACUUCCAGAGGAAUUUCUUUCAUAAACUUCAGUCUGGCCCCUCUAUGGCAAACAAAACAACGAAGCAAAACCCCAACUCUCAAAUUAGAGGUUGGUCUUGUUUUGUGCAGAAAGGAUGAUGGUUCUCUGUAGAUUUGCACCAGCUAAGCAGAAUUGAGAGUCAGUUCUGAUUAUGCAUUCCUGUAUUUAAUGUGUUCUUCAGUAAGGUAAUGAUGUUUUUUAACUUUAUGAACAAGCAUUUCAUACAUAUACUGUAGAGCUAUUGUAACCUUCCUGGCAGGAGGAAUUAUGACUCAAUACAAAUAUUGUAGGAAUUUUACCUAUUUUUAUACAUAUUUCACUUUCUGGAUAAUUACAUUCCACAUACUGUAAGCUGAGUGAGCUUAGAUAGCUUUUCAGAAGAAGUUACUGUAUAUUUCAUACAUUCUACCUAUCAAAACUUAUUGUUAUACAAGUGGGAAGAAGGCAUUUCUUGACUUUUUUGGCAACAAAAAAAAAAAGAAUCAAUAUUUACAGAAUAAACCCCCCACUUUGAUAAAUCACUUUAUCUGGUUUUUAUGCUAAAGCUUUAGAUGAGCACUGUCUUCUUAUAUAAAAUAAUGUUCAGUAUUUGUCCUACAGUGUUGUAUGUCCAGUCCUUCCAGGACAAUGUAAACAAAGUUCAGAAGAUCAAUGUAUGGACAAACAGAAAAGUUCUCUUGUUUUCCCUCUAAAUUAUCAGCCAAACUGAUCUUCAGUAAAAGCCCUGAACUUCUCUAAAAUUUUGGUCUUGUGAAAACUUAUUCUGAGGAAUUCCAGCGAACACUGGAAGAUCUCUGGAUGGUUUUCCACAUUUUUUUAAUAGGACUUGUGCUCCUAGUCCAGAUUGAUAGUUGAAAAUCCAUUCUGUUAAUAAUGAUUGUUCAUUUGGAAACCUCCUCUAUUGUUGGAUUGGCUGAAAGUCCCCUGCUUUAUCUAGCUGAGAUCAAAAGAACCUCAAAAAGGGAAAGGCAGUACUUUUCCAGGUUUAAUGCAAAUGGCAGGUCAAGAUUUUUGUUAGUCCAAGACAAUUAAAAAAAACCAAGAAAACAAAACCAAAAA
Molecule: messenger RNA, 3446 nt
Organism: Melospiza georgiana
Lineage: Eukaryota; Metazoa; Chordata; Aves; Passeriformes; Passerellidae
Gene: GUCY1A2
Product: guanylate cyclase 1 soluble subunit alpha 2
Exons: 8
Coding region: 1-2154 (717 amino acids)
Biological process (GO): response to oxygen levels; cGMP biosynthetic process
Cellular component (GO): guanylate cyclase complex, soluble
Molecular function (GO): guanylate cyclase activity; heme binding
Source: RefSeq, a predicted model, not a curated record